ACGUCUCAGCUCUCCGGCUAACCAUUCUUUAUAUUAUAACCUCGUUAAGUUGAGUGACGUAAAACAUUCUCAUACCUAAACGUGUAUAGUGGAUGUAUCGAGGACGUUGCAACGCUUCAUCGGUCCCUGUGAUUGCAAACUCGUAGGAUAACCUUGCUUGGUGCAUUUAUUAUUCAGUGGCUGCGCUGAACUAUGGCCAGGAUGGCGCCCUUUGCAGGUAAUCAUGAGGAUUCCAAGCACCACUGACAACGGAAAUGUAGUGUUGAACAGUUCCAACGUUAAAUCUCGUAAUAUAAACAAUAGACGCUACUUCGCGUCUCAGAACAACAGCAUCAUCACAAACACAGACGAAGAGGAUAACAUCCAAUUUACAAACAAUAAUAUACUAACUAACGACACUCUCUUUAACGAAACUGUGAAUGUACUAUCCAAAACCACGUCAGAGGAGAAUUACGAGAUUAAAAUAUGCAACAAACAAUAUAGAUUGAACAACCAGAAUCUAAUAACAAGACUCAGAGAAAAUGAAAAUCAGAACUCUAACCAGCCGACAGAUGUGAAUUGGGAUGAAAACUGCAUAGACAAAGCAAAUGAUUCCACGAACUCAACGCCAGCAGACGAAGAACGUGCGUUCGAGAUAUCUGACUCAGAUGAAAUGUCUGAAAAAAGUGUCCAUCCUGUACCCAGAGGAAUUGUGAAUCCAAACUACCCUGGCUUUCAACACUUAGCACAUACGUUACAGGAGUAUUCUUCAAACAUUGGAUCUUGCUACAAUUCGGAAAAUGAAAUGACGGACGAGGAUUUGGACGUCGAAAUAAGUGAUUCCACGUGUAAUUUUAACCGAAAUGUCGCGGAUGAUGAAUUUAAAUACAUUAACAACAACAAACAUUUUGAUGAAUGCAAGACAGAUACAAAAUUGAAAAAUAUUUCGUUUUUAGAAAUGAAUAAAUCUGAUAUAAAAUCUAAUAAUGAUGAUAUGCCAGAUCUUUUAAAAACGAUCUCCCAAAAUAACAACAAUAUUGAUUCAGUUAACUAUGAUUUGAAUUGUUCAGCUAUUGAUAUUGAGAACAAUUUUCACACCAAGGAUAUUAUAGGUGACUUUAACAAAGAAAUAGAAGAUGAAAUAAAGCAAUUACUAAAUUAUAAUAUAAAUAUAGAAGAUGAUCUUGAAGACUUAAGGAAUGAUAUAAAAGAAAAUUUUUCUAAACCAAUAGAAAACACUAUUAAUAAUAUAAGCGAAGUCGUUAAUCAUGUUAUCAAAAAACUAGUGGAAAAUGAUGGUAGCAUUAUAUAUGAUGUAGAGUCAGAUCAUAUAAAUGACCAUGAAAUGGAAGAUGUCACGGAUAUGAAUAAACAAAAUGAAAGUAACACAAGGACAGAAAUGAAUAUAAGCAGGCCAACAUUUUUAUUAAUUGAAAAUAAUAUUGAUAAUAAAAUAAAAGAUGCAAUAUUAUCAGACGGUAAAGAUGAAAUCAAUAUUUAUGAGGAAGAAUAUAACACAGAACAGUUAAGUAAUAAUGUUGAAAAUACGAUUAAACAAUUAAGUACCGAAUUAAGAAAAAUAAUACCAAAGUUAAAUGAAAUGCGCGAACGAGAUAAAUUAUGGAUUGAGAAUAAAAAAGAACUUGUGACCGAUAGCAACUCUAACAAUGUAGGUGCAGGAUUGUUAAAUACUAUUCAAAGUACAAGUAGUUUAUCUAUAAAGCAAGACAAUCUCAAGAGAAAUACACAAGAUAAGUUUAUGUCCACAAAUCAUCAGCGUUCGAUUAAAUCAUUUAUUGAUCCAAAAGUUCGUCACAGUGUGGCAAAAGCAUUUUCAAAAGCUCAAAAUAUUGCAUCCGUCCGUAAAAAUAUCGCUCAAAAGGAACCAGAUUUUGACAGCUUCGACGUGUAUAAUAUAGAAACAGCCUUGCCGAAGUUAGAUUUGGAUGCAAUUGAAAACCAUAUCAAAGCUGCGAAGGAAGCUGAGAGACGAAAACGCAAUGACAGAGAAGAGAUUAGGAAACGGUUAGCUAUGGGCGUUGAUACUGAGGAGUAUUACAGCUUAGGUCACAUUGACCGUCCGGGGAAGAAACCCAGUUUACACUCCAGACUGCAAAAUGGGAAAAAUCUACAAAUAUGCUUUAUGAACGAAACCGCCUCAGAUAAUGAAUCUCAAGCAUCUGACAUAGAGAGAAAUUUCAACUGCAAUAGUAAAAGUUCAUCACGAUCAAGUCUAUUUAGCAAGAACAGUUUCAACCAUCCUUACCAAACAAGACCAUUGUCUGUUAACAUUACUAAAAAUGAUAGCAAUACUCAGGGUGGUGCAAAGCUUCGUCCAACAUCACUAACAUUGAAAUCCACAAAAUCGCGUUCCACACAUUCACUGGGACAUAUUGAGUUGAAGGAGUCCGACUUCUUUGCUUUACAAGCUACUCUUCAAACUGAGGCCCGAAUAGCUCUGGCACAGGCGAAGGAAAUGGCACGAAUACAAAUGGAGCGAGAGCGUCACGCGCGUGCAGUAUCGCCAGUAACAGAGAUGUUGCAACGCAGUAUGGAGAAGGCGAACGCACCGCUCGCGCCCGACCGCCGCCGCGUGUCGCGCCACCUACUCACCGACAUGAACAUCGCGCAGUUGCAGGUCAUCGUGAACGAGUUGCACUCGCAGAUCGAGUCGCUGAACGACUCCCUGGUGAAGUUUCUGAUGGCACGAGACGAACUUCACAUGGGACAGGACUCCAUGCUCGUCGACAUCGAGGAUCUCACCAGAUAUUUAGGAGUUAAGGAGCAGACCAAAAAAACCAAAGGCACUACAAAGUCCGGUGUAAAGAGGCUCACGUCACUUGUACACAAAUAAGUACACUACACUACUCUAGAUGUAAUUGCAGUGUAUUAUGUGGAGUAUAUUAUUAACUUUAUGGGUCCCAUGUAUAGUCUUAAUAACUUAUGUAAUCUUAAAUCUAUCUUUCUGUAUUUAAUAUUUACUCUUGCUGUAAUAUUCAAUCUUAAGCCGGUUCCACCUUUGUAUCAUGUAGAUGGAUAAUACGCAGUCAUGCUGCAGAGAAGUUAUCAUAGAAGCGAAGUUGUCAUAGAACACAUCUGUUUGUAGUUAUUUUACUGAUCGCCACAUAGUAAAGAUACAGACUGAGUCUUUACAAGCAUCGUGUUGAAGCCGGUGAAACCCAUAAAAAAACAAACGUCACGCGUCUCCUUGCAAAUUUUUGUCGUAAUUUGUAUUUCAAAAUUUAACAUUUAACAACAAUUACGUAAAUUAAUAUAAUAAUCAAUAUCAAUAAAAAAUACUCCAUCUUUUUCAUUCAUCAUUAUUUAGUUUUUGUGAACAGUUUUUAAAAUAUUUAAAAACUUAAGCCUCCAUUUUUCUUGAAUAACAUUGAAAAUUACUGAUGCGACGCUCCUGUCGCACAGACUCGAGAAUGUAUUCGUUUUUGAAUUUUGUAUUUGUGACGACACCGUCGUGUUCCGUGCGCUCCAUCUGCCUAUUAUUGAUUAAUCUGUGCUGAUCGUAGAUAAACCCAGAAGAAAAAAAAUGCUGCAAGGGCUAAAUACACCGUUCUGAUAUGGUAUACGAUGUCCGUCCGUAAGUCCAAGAAAUGUUGAUGAAUGAGAUACAAAGCUUGAUAUGGUACGAAUGAUAUAGAUGUGGACCCGGCUUUAUGUAUUUCAAAACAAUUCUAUCGGUUCCUAAGAUUCGUUUCUUUAAAUACAAAACUAAAAAAGUAGCUACUCGUACAAUACUGCAGAAAUUACUUUUCUUACAACUAAAAUCUCUUUAAAAAAUCUUCUAAAUUUUUUGGAUGUACACAAGAUUUUAAUCUAAGUUGUUUGUUUUUAUAUGUGGUUAAUAAUAAUAAUAAUAAUUGAAGCUCAUUAUACCUACAUACAUACCUGCAAUAAAAAGUCAUGAAAGAUAACUACAAAUGAUAAAUAUAUCAUCGUUUUGUGAAAAUUAAAACAUUAAGUUAUAAUUCACAGUUUAAAGUUCGAAACAGCUAAAAACAAUAGUAAAAUUCAAGGAUAAUCAGACAAAUUCUAAAAAAAAGUUUUGAUAAGUAAUGUAUUUUCUAUAAUUCGAAACCAUAUUGUAUAGUAUUAUAGUCCAAAAUACACUGACUUUCCUCUUUCAUUAAAUUUUUACCAAUUUCAAUAUACAAAACUUGUGUUGGCACAUUGAGAAAAUAAUUACUUUUAUUAGUCUUAGUAUUUAUAUAAAAAGGAAACUUAGUAAACUGGAUUAAAUUUCUAUAUAAAUCGCGAUCUCUUAUUUCAAUGAUUGUAAAAAGUAAUUAUACAACAACUAUCAAAAUCCCAUCUCUUAAUAUUAAACUUUGAAGAGUGAAAAUAGCAACUUUCCUUAAAUCAGUCAGUUGACUAUUUAAUAACUGACUAUGAAAACUAAAUUUUGAUGAUACUUUAAUUGAUAAAACAAAUUAAAUCACAAACUUCAAGUAUAUUGUCACUUCAGACACAUGUCUGUUUAGAAACCGUAACAGAGCUUCUAGACAUUUGAAGCACGGUGAAAACUUUUUGUUUGUCAGUGUUUCUUUUGUCUUAUCUGUAUCCAAAAAGGUAGACCACAGAUUUGAUCGAAAAAUUAUUGAUUAUGAUGCCUCAAAUGUCUACCAGCUCUGGGACUAUAAAAAAUACUCACACGAUAAAAAUGAUACCCACUCGCAAAAUACAAGGUUCCAGAAUAUAAGAAUACAUAUUUAUAGUAAUCUAGUGUACUUAUUUCAGUUCAUGCAAUCAAAUAUCAUAAUAAUUAACCACCAUUUUGCAUGUAUUUAGUCAAAUUUACUAAGUUAUUGAUAUUGUUGUGGUACUGUAUUUUAAGGAUUCGCUGCGUCUGGUUUUACGUCAUUCCUUGUUUGUGCUUUAAGUAAUAAAAUACAGUGUGAACUAUAUAUGCCACCGUAAAAUUGUAAAUACAGUUAGAUUAUAGUCUAUCUCGCGUGAUUGUGAACUGUCGAUAGAUUGUGAACUGCAACAUACUGCUUACAAUUUAACGUGUAGAUUGAUGAAGACCAUUGAUUUCUGAGCCACUCAUGUUCCGAUAUUUAGUAGUAUAGUAUGUUCACAAUCUCGCGAGAUAGAUUAUAAACUAACGGUGUUUACAAUUUUACGGUGACAUACAAAAUGAAAUUUUCAAAGGUCUAAAUCCAGAGGUAUAGUGAUUUUUAUGAAAUAGGCUAGAAUUUAUAACUUGAGUUAUUUUUAUUUUAAUGACAAGUGAGUUCUUGACAGCGAUUAGAGUGCCUAGUUGGAGUUUUCAAUGUUUUUAUACUGUGACGAUCGCGUAACCGUAAACGCUAAUUUCGAACAAAUUGAAACAGUUGUGCAGUAGUGCCACUAGAUGGUGCUGUUUCAAUUCUUUAGAAAUUCGCGUUUACGGUUAUGCGAUCGUAUGAAAACAUUGAAAACUCCCACUAGAGAUAUCGAUAUUAUCGCGAAAAUAUGUCCAGUGCCGGAUCAAGGGACCUUGAUGCCUUAAGCGAAAUACAAUCAACAAAUUUAAAAAUGCUAAUAGGUAGGUACAUACCUAUAAUAUGUAUCAAUUAAAAAUACGCGGAUUUUGAAAUUGCUUUAACUUUCGUGUGCUCGUUUUUUUUUUCUCUGCCGUCUCAGGUUUUUUUCUCUGCCCCCCCUAGACAGGAUGCCCUAAACAAUUGCUUCUCUCUCUGCGUCGUGACCCCUAUCACACAUUCACGACAUUUUCCCGCACGUCAAUGCGCGCCAUGCGAUUCGGCUUUUCGCGGCUUAUAGAGCUUCGUGUACUUUUGUAUCGAGAAUGCAAGCAAUUGCUUAAAUAGCUCCUAAAUUUAGGACUGAAUACAUCUUUUACUCUUACCAAGAUAACUCGUGGCGCGCAUCUUGUGCCUACUGAUGUUAAGUGACGCUGCAGUCUAAGCGAACAUACUUGGAAGUUUAUUCUACCCAUACCUCAGACGGUUUUUAUGCGGCAGCAUACCGGAACGGUAACUCUGACCCAAAGACAGAAACAUACUUUAGAUAUGCCAUGCGUAUUGAGUCACUUCUACUAACACGGUCUAUGGGAACAUCGCAUCGCUUGUCAAAAGUAUGGAUUUUAGAAACAUCAUAGUUGCAGCUCCUAUUAUUAUUAAUUACAUAGUAUAUUCACUAGGUUUUGGGUUCAAAGUAUAUUAUAUCUAUUUAGGUGUAAUUUAUGACCAAUAACCACUAUAAACUUUUAUCCGUUGUACCUCUAAUCUAUGAGUUUGAGUCGUGCAGCAGUCGAGUCAUCAACUUUGGCGAUCUUAUGCGACAAGAGGUUAUAGAUUCGAUCCCACCCGUUGGACUAUUGUACCCACUUCUGACACAAUUUUUACGAUUAAUGGCAAAUAUUGUUUUUACUAACAAAAAGAAAAGAAGAAGAAAGUAAUAUGACGUAAAAUUAGACGCAUCCUACUGUUCCCGCCAUGAUAUUAGGUACAUAAUCAUUGUUGUCAUUAUAUUUUAUGGAUGUAAUAAUAUUACAAUAUAUACAGUGAAAUGUUUAGAAAAUAAUAACCUAAAAUGCGAACCAUUUUAACGUGGUUUAUAGAUCUCUAGUUGCGAACGUAUUAUUUGUAUAUUUUGUUACGAGAGUUGUUUGUAAAUUAUUUUUUUCUGGCAUGAAAAAUACAUUCAUAUACACUAUUCUUGUGUGUGUGUGUUUAUAAAAUGUAAAAUGACGUCGUACUAAACUCAACAGUGACUGAAAAUAACAUCUUAGGCAAUAAAAAAAAUACUAUGAGUGAAUGUGUGUAAAUGCCAGGUAAGAAUAAUUUAGAUAUUCCAUGUUAGCGUGUAAUGUUCCAACUUAGCCGUAUAUUUUAAACAACAUUAUAGUUGUAUAUUCACGGGUCCGCUUUAAAAUAGAAGCUAGCUCAUAUAGGGUAUAGUCUAUACUCGUAUUUGUGAUUUGCAUAUUUAGAGAAAUAUUUUUUCAAUGAUAGUGCUCAUUUUAUAGAAUAGUUAUAUAUUUCACGCCUGUAAGGCUACCAGCAACAGGGUGGAAAUCUUGUCGUUCAAAUUGCAUUUCGUUGAUGACUGAUAUUAAAAAGAAAUUAUGUGUUUCUAGAAAGCAACGGUAUACCUAACGGUGCACUUUUAGUGAAGAUUGAAUUCAAUAUGGUGUAUGCGUGUAUGUUUUUUAUUUUUAUUUUUAAUCAAUUUCUGUUAUUACAAAAGAAUGGUAACAGCAAAACAUUAUUUUCUGCAAAAUAAACUCUUCAAAAAAGAUAUCAAACAGAUUUAGGCUUUUAUAACAACACCAUUUUAGCACGCAAUGCGAACUGGAAUAUGAUAUUGACAUUAAGUAUCAAAAUUUAUGUGUAUAUUGUGGUUAAAACUUGUUAACGUGGUUAAAUUACUUCACUUUUCGAAUAGGUCAAUAGCGAAAAUUUUACUGAUAUAUAAUUUCCCGAUAAUUUCACACAGUAUUUAAUAACUAAAAUUCAUAAUUUUCAUAAUUUUCAUUAGUAAAUGAAAAAAUAUUUUUGUUAAAACCAAUGAAGAAUACAAAGAAAAAUAUCCGGCCUUCUUUCAAAAUCACAUGCAUAUUCCAUAUUGCAAAAAGCACCAUAUCGCCUUUGAUCACCUAAUACAAUGGAUUAUUUAAUAACAAGAUAUUAUAUAAAUAGAAACGCCUAUUUUAUUCUAUUCAAAAAUAGUUGAACAUCCUUGUGCCUAGACCCUAUUAUAUUUAGUAUAUUGGGCCAAAGUAUAUUGAAUUUAGAAAAGCAUAACGAAAUCCAAGCCACAAAUAUGUCAUAUGUAUGUAGUUGUAAAUAGCACAAGCCGUCUAUAAAAUGGUUGUGCUGUAAUCGUUCCGGGCUCACUCAAUAAAAUUAUCACGUCGAUAUCAUAAUAGUAAAAAUAUUUACUAAAAACUUUAUAAAUUCUAUCACAUAGUUGCACAUAGAUAAUCAUAGUAACAUUUAUGUAAAAUACUUUAUUUCAUUUUAAUUAAAUAAACACUGUGUAUAUUUGUUUGGUCGUUAUCACAUUCAAAAUUAAUAUAUGUAGUUGAAAAUGGUAAAUGUACAAUACCAACCAGUACAUGUAUAAAUUUUCGCUUCCUAACAGUAUUUUUCUUAAAUAUGUUUACAUAAAUUAGACGGCCUCUUAAUUAUAUCAAAAAUGAAUCAAAUCAUGUGCAAGAUCUUCACAUUCUAUUCGUAAUUUAAAAUACAUUUGUCCUUCCAUUUCACAAUCUUCCAUUUUAAAUUAAUGAAAUCAAUAUCAGUUAUUUCUUCUUAAAAAUAAAACUUUUAACAAAAACCUAUUACGAAAAUAUGUAUACGAGAAAUAGCCAAUAAUAAAAGGCCAAUCAGAGGUUACCCUGAACUUAGCCCUCCGAAUAUCAGCAGAAAUGGCGCCGUAUAUUUCUAUGGUAAUUAUUAUAAUCUAUCUCCCCCAUAGGGUAUGUUAGCAAUCAAAACUAUAGUCACAAUAUUGUAAACCAUCUCGUAUAGUGUUUGGUGCUAUGAAUGCCAUCGUUUUUACGCUGUUCUUUUUUAUACCUUUUAUUUAUCAUCAAUUAAACAUUGAAGGUCGGCUUUGGUUACUAAAGUUACUGAUACAGGUGACGAUUAGUAUUUCUAAAGGUCUUGCUAUUGCCUCGAACCAAGGAGUAUCAUUUACUGCGACUUUGGUCACCUGUGUCCGCCAGUUUAGUGUUAUAUUUAUCGUAAAAAUACCAAAGGCCUUCACUAAUGCUUCAUUCAAUGUAAUUUCACUUUUUCUCUGGAAUACUCUAUGCUAAAUCAAAUAAUGAAAUGAUUUUUCCUGUUUCCACUAGUAGAGAGAAAGUGCAAUUACGAUAGAAUAAGCCCUACGGUACUGCUAUAAUUUAUUUUACCUAGGUUUAUUUUAUUUUUAGUAGUAGUUUUAGGAUAAUAUUCUUUAGGGUUUCUUUUCUUUCUAUAGGUGUAUUACUUUAUUUUUAGUACCUAAACUAGUUUUACUAUACGUUUACGUUACCAUUUUUUUUCUUACCGAAUUAUUUUUUGUAGAUUGUAGAAGAAAGUUAUUUGUUUUAUUUGGCAUACAUACCUGCCUAUUUUGAUAAAAAAUAUGCUAUCAAAACAUCGUCCAUAUGUAUGAGAUGCGUAUGAAUUCACAACAUUCGGUGCUCCUUUUACCAUAAUUUCGUGUAUUUUCACAUGGUGUCAGAGAGAUAGCGCAGUGAAGAUAAAUUAAGUUGGCGCAUUUGUUUGACGUCUAAACAGGGUUUAAAAAUUGAUGUCAAUCUUUUGUUUGAAAAAACAUUAAGUAUUUCCUAAACUCAAAAAACAAAGCUUGAAUUGAAUGCAAGAAAUUAACAAACUAAUUCGUCCAUGAAAUGAGUCCAUAUCGGUAAAGUUUCUUGACAAAUAUUUUUUGUUAAAACAAAACCGUUUACUUUAAAAAUUGCGGAUCGUAGGUACCUACUUGAAAAAUGCCAUUUCUAUGUAGUUUGACACAUAGUAUGAAAAAUAAGCCGGAAAAUAGAUUCACAAUAGCUAAACCAGCAGUGAGUGUAAUUGUUUAUAGAUUACAGAUUUACGCAACUACAUUACUCUGUAAUCUAUAAACGUGAUAACGUUACUAUACUAUACUCUAAUGACUGAAAUAACACGAAAAUGUAAACAUCUUACUACAUAGAAUAUCUCUCUACUGACGUCGACAAAAUAACUUUUUUAACGAUCAUAAAAGCUGGCACUUAAAUCAAAACAUGCAAAGGGCAGGGCUGCCGAGCACCGAAUCUUAUUCUUUUUUCUUUUACGAUUCCAUUACGUACGUUCCCUUUAAUCCCUUGCAUUAUUGUCACCGUGUAAUUGAGUACACGUUGGUUUGUCUCAGAGUUAUAUUAUUAUUGCCAUUACACUUAAAUUGUUUUUGUUGAUUUUUUAAUGGCUGUCACGAUGUGCAAAUGAACGCAGCUGUUAUUUUUUUCUGCAUCGAUACAUUCCCGCAUUGGGUUUUAAUAAAACAUUGAUAUUAUCGCCGUGGACUUUGUCUAAAACUGUUUAUUGCUAGUUUAAUAAGGUGAAUGAUAGCCAAUAACAUCUAUAAUAACGGUAUGAUAUCUUAUAAAUUGUAAACCGCAUUUUUGUAUGAUAUAUAACAACUGAGGACGAGUCUCCGUAACGUUUUUAUAACACUUUGUUUUAAAUGAAUAGGCCUUGUAAAUCGGUAAUGCGAGGUAAAACAUCUUUGUUAUUUAAAGUAACGAAAAGAAUCUUACUGAGUAAUAUCUCCUGAGAUACUCAAAAUAUAACAAACGACGCCUCUACCUAGGCAAUUGUCAUUUCAACUGUCAGCAAUCGAAUCAACAAAAUCUGUCAACAAAAAUGUUCUGCGCUGAAUUAUUAAAUAAUGAUUGUUUGUUCGUUGUAUAUGCGAUGCCCUAUAAAGAUGAGAUAAAAAGGGUGAGAACUGGAAGAAGAAAGUAUUAAUGAUGUAUUUUUCUACAAAAAUGCGGUCGAAUCAGAUUGUAAAGAUCUUUAACGUAUUCUUUAACCAAUGUAUAUCUAUUAAUUAGAUUAAAGUUAAUUUACUGUUUGCGAUAAAAUAAGUGAUGCUUGGCGCGCUUAUUGACAAAUUCUUACAGAUGUGAUACAUACCUACUAUUGACUAUUCUAAAUAAAUAAGAAAGUGUUUA
Molecule: messenger RNA, 10642 nt
Organism: Bicyclus anynana (squinting bush brown)
Lineage: Eukaryota; Metazoa; Arthropoda; Insecta; Lepidoptera; Nymphalidae
Gene: Schip1
Product: putative leucine-rich repeat-containing protein DDB_G0290503
Exons: 12
Coding region: 224-2833 (869 amino acids)
Biological process (GO): positive regulation of hippo signaling
Cellular component (GO): plasma membrane; cell junction
Source: RefSeq, a predicted model, not a curated record